This is a messenger RNA of Ictalurus furcatus (blue catfish), 1755 nucleotides long. RefSeq names its product immunoglobulin lambda-1 light chain-like. The transcript has 8 exons. Lineage: Eukaryota; Metazoa; Chordata; Actinopteri; Siluriformes; Ictaluridae. Bases 102 to 1067 code for a protein of 321 amino acids. The record is from RefSeq and is a predicted model, not a curated record.
AUGUAAGGGGCAGGACGUCACCUCUAGCCCUCAGUGCAAAACUGCCUGACGCUUCCCUUUUCAUCUCGAGAUGUUGGAGAUAAGAGACUGAACGCUUCGGCAUGGCGGCUCGACUGCUGCUCCUCUGCUGUGUUUGUACUCUGAGAACCUCUCUCUCGUCUGCGGUGUCUCAGUCCCCUGAGUUCAUCAGUAAAUCCGUCAGUGGGUCUUUUACAUUAAAAUGCUCUCGUGACCUGACGAUUAGAUAUUGCUACAACACGGUAUCCUGGUAUAAAGUGAAUCCGAUAACUGGAAAACUGGGUGAAGUCAGAAAAACUGAGGAGGACAAGCUAGAAGAUGAUGCUAAAUCAUGUACCAGGACAAUCGUUAAUGCCCAAGUUCAAGACUCAGGCAUUUACUACUGCGCAGCUUUACAUCAUACAAAGAUUUAUAUUGGAACUGGAACCAGAGUCGUCAUUACAGAUAAUGUUCCGUUAAAGCCGUCUAUUGCUCUGUACACCCCGACGGACGUGGACUCUCCCUCUGUCCUCCUGCAGUGUGUGGUGAUGGACGCCGUUCCCUCUCAGAUCAGGGUUUUGUGGUUAAUCGACGGAGACGAGCGCACAGGAUGGACAGAAUCAGGCUGGACAGGACGCGACGAUUCAGCCUCGGAAUUCACUCGAGCUCAAAUCACCAUUCCUGCGGAGGAAUGGAGGGAAGAGGCUCACGUCGUCGAGUGUGUCGUCAAGUAUGGAAACAUGAGCGUGUCCCGGACUCUGCGACGACAAAGUCAUUCAGACGCUAUGUGUACGUGGCUGCUGUAUGGAGGCUGCGGUGUCGCCGUCUUCACCAUCGCCGUGGCGCUCACCGUGGUUCUGUGUUUACGUAAAGAGAGGCGAGCGACUUUACGGGUUGAAAGGCAUCGCACGAGCGCCGAUACUCAGUGUAAACACCAGACCCAGGGAAAACGGGACACGCUUAGGUCGAAUCUAGAGAAACCUUCGACAAUAUCGGAAGUCGAAUAUUCCUGUUUGAACCCUGAGAUCUUCAAACGGCAACCAAAUGAUCCACCGUUAGAAUUAGAUUAGCAAAAGUUGUAGGAUGUUUCUUAAGAAAACUUAACAACAAUGAGGAAAAAAAUAACCGGAGUAUAGAAACAAACAGAACAUGUCUGUUUUGGUUUUUUUUAAAAAAUCAUUUUAAAAUGUAUUUAUUGAAUUGUAAGUCAUUUGAUUUAUUUAAGGGCGCACGGUGGCUUAGUGGUUAGCACGUUUGACUCACACCUCCAGGGCUGGUGGUUCGAUUCCCGCCGCUGCCCCCUGUGUGUGUGGAGUUUGCAUGUUCUCCCCCUACUGUGGGGGUUACCUCCGGGUGCUCCGGUUUCCCCCUGCACUCCAAACACAUGCAUGGUAGGCUGAUUGGGAUGUCCAGAGUGUCCAGAGUGUAUGAAUGGGUGUGUGAAUGUGAAUGUGUGUGUGAUUGUGUGCCCUGUGAUGGAUUGGCACCCUGUCCAGGGUGUACCCCGCCUUGUGCCCCAUGCUCCCUUGGACAGGCUCCAGGUUCCCCGUGACCCUGAUGGAUAACAGGUAUAGAAGAUGGAUGGAUGGAGGACUUUAUUUAAAUCUUUGCUUAGUUCUACGUAUGUAGACGUUAGACCGGUGCACACAGCACAUUCACUUGUAUUAUUUUUUUUAUUUUUUUUUUUUAUGAUCCUACAAUGUGUAAAUUACAGUUUUAAUGAAGACACUUGAAAUAAAAGGAAAUUAAUUAAAUGCU